GUGGUUGAGGAUGGGCUGGCGGCGGGUCCGGGUCCGCUGCCUGGCGCUGCGGGCGGCGGGCCAUGGUGGUUUGGAUUGAGCCGGGCCCGGCCGGGGCGCCGAGUCGGAGGGGGUGGCAGUGAGCGGCGGCAGAGGCUACGGGGCUCGGUUUGGCUGACUGGGGAGUCGGCAGGCGGCAGGUCUUUUGUGGGGAUGAGCCAGGGUGCAAGGAGAGUACAAUACUCCAGUUACCGAAUUGAAACCAUCCCUGCAGUGGAGCAGCCUCCUCCAGUUUCUGUUGGGUUUUGAGCUACCUGUUAAAUAAGUCAGUGGGAUUGUCAAGGACAAAGCCCUCCCUGGCUGCCUCAGGGCAAAAUCAGGAACCAUGCGAGGCCAGCGGAGCCUGCUGCUGGGCCCGGCCCGCCUCUGCCUCCGCCUCCUUCUGCUGCUGGGUUACAGGCGCCGCUGUCCACCUCUACUCCGGGGUCUAGUACAGCGCUGGCGCUACGGCAAGGUCUGCCUGCGCUCCCUGCUCUACAACUCCUUUGGGGGCAGUGACACCGCUGUUGAUGCUGCCUUUGAGCCUGUCUACUGGCUGGUAGACAACGUGAUCCGCUGGUUUGGAGUGGUGUUCGUGGUCCUGGUGAUCGUGCUGACAGGCUCCAUUGUAGCUAUCGCCUACCUGUGUGUCCUGCCUCUCAUCCUCCGAACCUACUCAGUGCCACGACUCUGCUGGCAUUUCUUCUAUAGCCACUGGAAUCUGAUCCUGAUUGUCUUCCACUACUACCAGGCCAUCACCACUCCGCCUGGGUACCCACCCCAGGGCAGGAAUGAUAUCGCCACCGUCUCCAUCUGUAAGAAGUGCAUUUACCCCAAGCCAGCCCGAACACACCACUGCAGCAUCUGCAACAGGUGUGUGCUGAAGAUGGAUCACCACUGCCCCUGGCUAAACAAUUGUGUGGGCCACUAUAACCAUCGGUACUUCUUCUCUUUCUGCUUUUUCAUGACUCUGGGCUGUGUCUACUGCAGCUAUGGAAGUUGGGACCUUUUCCGGGAGGCUUAUGCUGCCAUUGAGAAAAUGAAACAGCUCGACAAGAACAAACUACAGGCGGUUGCCAACCAGACUUAUCACCAGACCCCACCACCCACCUUCUCCUUUCGAGAAAGGAUGACUCACAAGAGUCUUGUCUACCUCUGGUUCCUGUGCAGUUCUGUGGCACUUGCCCUGGGUGCCCUAACUGUAUGGCAUGCUGUUCUCAUCAGUCGAGGUGAGACUAGCAUCGAAAGGCACAUCAACAAGAAGGAGAGACGUCGGCUACAGGCCAAGGGCAGAGUAUUUAGGAAUCCUUACAACUACGGCUGCUUGGACAACUGGAAGGUAUUCCUGGGUGUGGAUACAGGAAGGCACUGGCUUACUCGGGUGCUCUUACCUUCUAGUCACUUGCCCCAUGGGAAUGGAAUGAGCUGGGAGCCCCCUCCCUGGGUGACUGCUCACUCAGCCUCUGUGAUGGCAGUGUGAGCUGGACUGUGUCAGCCACGACUCGAGCACUCAUUCUGCUCCCUAUGUUAUUUCAAGGGCCUCCAAGGGCAGCUUUUCUCAGAAUCCUUGAUCAAAAAGAGCCAGUGGGCCUGCCUUAGGGUACCAUGCAGGACAAUUCAAGGACCAGCCUUUUUACCACUGCAGAAGAAAGACACAAUGUGGAGAAAUCUUAGGACUGACAUCCCUUUACUCAGGCAAACAGAAGUUCCAACCCCAGACUAGGGGUCAGGCAGCUAGCUACCUACCUUGCCCAGUGCUGACCCGGACCUCCUCCAGGAUACAGCACUGGAGUUGGCCACCACCUCUUCUACUUGCUGUCUGAAAAAACACCUGACUAGUACAGCUGAGAUCUUGGCUUCUCAACAGGGCAAAGAUACCAGGCCUGCUGCUGAGGUCACUGCCACUUCUCACAUGCUGCUUAAGGGAGCACAAAUAAAGGUAUUCGAUUUUUAAAGAUA
Messenger RNA from Homo sapiens (human), 1977 nucleotides. It is a transcript of the gene ZDHHC16, whose product is annotated as zDHHC palmitoyltransferase 16. The coding region runs from base 365 to 1498 and encodes 377 amino acids. The record is from RefSeq and is marked validated. Gene Ontology annotation, cellular component: endoplasmic reticulum membrane. Lineage: Eukaryota; Metazoa; Chordata; Mammalia; Primates; Hominidae. Gene Ontology annotation, molecular function: palmitoyltransferase activity; protein-cysteine S-palmitoyltransferase activity. The transcript has 12 exons. Gene Ontology annotation, biological process: eye development; DNA damage response; heart development.